This is a messenger RNA of Lasiodiplodia theobromae, 1263 nucleotides long. Its product is annotated as Imp-specific 5nucleotidase 1. Lineage: Eukaryota; Fungi; Ascomycota; Dothideomycetes; Botryosphaeriales; Botryosphaeriaceae. The record is from RefSeq and is a predicted model, not a curated record. Gene Ontology annotation, biological process: nicotinic acid riboside biosynthetic process; nicotinamide riboside biosynthetic process; nucleotide metabolic process. Gene Ontology annotation, molecular function: magnesium ion binding. The transcript has 7 exons. The coding region runs from base 1 to 1263 and encodes 420 amino acids.
AUGACGACCAGGUACAGAGUUGAGUAUGCACUCAAGACGCACCGGCGUGACCAAUUGAUCGAAUGGAUCAAGGGCCUGCUGGCGGUGCCGUUUGUGCUGCACUCGCAGCCGACGGCCGUGUUUGAGCCGCGCCGGGAGAGCACCGAGCAGAUGGCCGCCAUCGCUCACCGUCGCUACGGCGAGAUCAUGCGCGACGUCGAGGAGCUAAUCAACGACCACAUCGCCCACCAGCGAGCCGGCACCGAGCAGAACUCAAAGCUCAAGUUGCUUGUGCCUGCCGUGUCCAAGUUCUUCACGCCCUUGGUUCUCCACGAUGCCUUCGUCUACCAAGAUCAGCGUCGUUUCAUCAGCCACCGCCGCUUCGUGGCGCCCUCGUUCAACGACGUCCGCCUGAUCCUCAACACAGCCCAAGUCAUGUCUCUCGUGCGUGCCGGUCCCCUUGACUUGAUCACUUUCGAUGGCGACGUCACACUGUACGAUGACGGCCAAUCCCUUGUCCCCGAGAACGCCGUCAUCCCGCGAAUCAUGGGUCUGCUGCGGAAGGGCACCAGAAUCGGCAUCGUGACCGCAGCUGGUUACACCGAGGGCGCCCGCUACUACGAGCGUCUGCAUGGCCUGCUCGACGCCAUCCGCGCCUCCGACAUGCCAACUAACUACAAGCAAAAUCUCAUUGUCAUGGGCGGUGAAAGCAGCUACCUGUUCAAAUACUCGGCCGACGAAAACCAUCUCCUGCAGUGGGUCCCGAGGAAGGACUGGAUUCUCGAGGAGAUGCGCUCAUGGACCGAGGACGACAUACGCCUGCUGCUCGACGUGGCCGAGACUGCCCUGCGUGAGUGUGUGAAGAACAUGCGACUGUCUGCACAGAUUAUUCGGAAGGAGCGCGCUGUCGGAAUCGUGCCAGCCAAUCCCGGUGGAAGGUUUGCCAGAGAGCAGCUGGAGGAGACCGUCUUGGUGACCCAGAAGAUCCUGGAGAUGUCCGAAGUCGGCCGCCGCCUGCCAUUCUGUGCUUUCAACGGUGGAAACGACGUCUUCGUCGACAUUGGCGACAAGUCAUGGGGUGUCCUCGCUUGCCAGCGCUUCUUCGGCGGCAUCGAGGGCAGCAAGACGCUUCACGUUGGCGAUCAAUUCCUUUCCGCCGGCGCCAACGAUUUCAAGGCUCGCCUUGCCUGUACCACGGCUUGGAUCGCCAACCCGGCAGAGACAUGCUCUCUUCUGGAUGAGAUCGCUGAGUUGGACGAGAUGCAACAAAGGAAGCAGGUGUGA